Lactuca sativa (garden lettuce) is the source of this 1347-nucleotide messenger RNA. The record is from RefSeq and is a predicted model, not a curated record. NCBI's taxonomy places the organism in Eukaryota, Viridiplantae, Streptophyta, Magnoliopsida, Asterales, Asteraceae.
AUGGCGGAUUCUCUUCUCUCCUCCAUCGCCACUUUUCACACAACCAAGAUCAUCGUCACAGAUCCCACCAAGUACUCCUUCAUUGGAUCCGUUCCUGAAACCAUGCUCGCUUGUGUCUCUGCAGCGAGUAAUGUUCUGCAACAAUACAGAAAGAUUUCGUCUUCGGGUCCAAGGGAGCUUACGCCAGCCAUGGUUCGCUCUAUUGAAGAGGCUGACAAGCCAGCGAAAAGGGAAAAGAAAACUGACACCCAGAAAGAGACGCAUGUUUCCAAACCGACCAAGGGGCAAACCCCUAAGAAGCGAAAGUCUGACAAGGCUGCUCCAUCACAACCUCCACCAAAGAAGCAGAAGAAGCCCGCUAGGAAGCUUAUACUCCAAUCUUCCAGUGAUUCAGACUCCGAGUAUGUUCCUCCCAAACAUAAGUCUGCUCCUCCUUUAGACUCUGAAAGCGAAAGCUCUGAAGCUGAGGCUUCGGGUCGUGGAGAUACCCCGCCUCGACCACCUACCCCAGAAAUUCUGGUUUGCUCUCAACCUCCUUCUCCUCCACCUGUUACCAUCCCAGUAUCUAUCCCUCCAAUUUUCCCUAUCCCCACCACUCAACCAUCCAUCACUAUUCCCAUCCCGACUCCUAUAUUAACAGACACUACCACCACUACCACUACCACAGGGGCUCAUUCUACAGCUGCCACUCCGCCCGUUACAACCAAAACACCAGUAAUGACCGAACCUCCAACAACUACUAAACCCUUAUCUCCUACUACAUCUACUGAUACCACCCCAGUUCUAGGCGGUGAUGACUUGGAAUUUGAUUCCACUUAUUUUAGUCCUUACUGCGUACAAAGUGAUGAAGAUGAUGAUGAGCCUGUUACCAAGCGUCAUCUGAAAGCAGUAAACGACAAACUCGAUCAACUGCUUUCCUCCUCUUUCUCUGGGGCUUACUCUAAAGCUGCUUUAAAGGAUUUGUUCUCAUCUGUCGUUCAAGAACACAACGCCUCACUUUCUGCUACAGCUAAGGCUAUUGACGCCUCCACUUCCCAAUUUCAGAAAGCCUCCCUCGCUGUUGAGGCUUCCACCAAGGAGUGCAAGGAAGUGACCACAAAAGUCGAUAAACUAAUUUCUGAGGCUCACUUAUUUCAAGUCUCUUUGCAAGCGGCUGCUCAGAAGAAUUCUCAAACAGUUAAUGCUUCGGUGGACAAUCUUCAACGUUCUCUUCAAACUGAACGGUCCAACCUUGAAGCCACACGCCAAGCGAUCGAAGCUACCAAUGAAACUAUGCAUGCUAAUAUCAAUGAGCGCUUGACGCAACUGGAGGCAGAGUUAGCUGUAGAGAAUCGUAGCAUGGACUAG